This is a messenger RNA of Salvelinus fontinalis (brook trout), 5838 nucleotides long. Its product is annotated as gamma-aminobutyric acid receptor subunit rho-1-like. Gene Ontology annotation, biological process: signal transduction; chemical synaptic transmission; nervous system process. Lineage: Eukaryota; Metazoa; Chordata; Actinopteri; Salmoniformes; Salmonidae. The record is from RefSeq and is a predicted model, not a curated record. The coding region runs from base 2918 to 4543 and encodes 541 amino acids. Gene Ontology annotation, cellular component: synapse; membrane; GABA-A receptor complex. The transcript has 10 exons. Gene Ontology annotation, molecular function: neurotransmitter receptor activity; GABA-A receptor activity; extracellular ligand-gated monoatomic ion channel activity.
CUGUAUCUCUCCACACAUAUAUCAUCACCCCAUUCACUCCUACCCUCAAUCAUGUCCACAUCUACACUUGGUUUCGGAAACAGCCACGGAGGAAUGUUCCCCAAUGCAAUUGCCUGCCCUAUCUUUCUCUUCCCCAGUCCAUAUUCUACCACCUUUUGCCCGAUAGUCCACCCGUACAGUACGCCCUCUGCUUACACACUACUCGCUCCCAGCAUUCCCCAGUUGCCGUGACUGCAGGAUGUCCUUCUGAACUCCCUUUCGAUCUUUCCCAGUACACUAAUGCAAGUUCGUCCCGCCUUAUCCUCAGUGGUAGUUCCCCACUAUCCACCUGCAAUGCCUCAACAGGUGUCUUCCUGAAGGCACCCACACACAAUCUCAGGGCCCUUGACUGUAUCCUAUUCAGGCACUGUAGUAUCGUUUUGUCUCCCGAUCCAUAUACAAAGCAUCCAUAAUUCAAAUAUGACCUGAUCAAUGCCUGGUACAUAUACAACAGUGUAUGUCUAUCUGACUCCCAAUCCUAUCCUGCCACUGCCCUCAUGAGGUUCAGCACCUUCCUACACUUAAUUUCAAUAUGCUCAAUAUGUCUCUUCCACGUAAGCCCCUCAUUAAACCACAUACCUAAAUACUUAAACUCAGACACCCUACUUAUAUCCUGACCAUAUAUUUGCAGCCUAACAUCUUAAACCUUCCUCCUAGAAUACACCAUAAACCCCCAUGUAAGAGACCAAUAUUCCACAACUCCCACAGCUUCAUGCAUCUUCCUCAUCACAUAUUUCACAUUCCCACCUCUCUUCCAUACAGCCCCAUCAUCGGCAUACAAGGCCACAACCACUCCCUGUCCCACCUCCUUAAAUAUGUCAUUUAUCAUCAGGGUGAACGACACCGGACUAAACACACUUCCCUGAGGAGAAACCAUUGUCCACCCUCUGUCGUAUGACUCUGAAAAACACCAAAAGAAAGAUGCCCAGGGUCCCUGCUCAGCUGUGUGAACUUGCCUAAGGCAUGCUGCAAGGAGGCAUGAGGACUGCAGAUGUGGCCAGGGCAAUAUAUUGUAAUGUCCGUACUGUAAGACGCCUAAGACAGCGCUACAGGGAAACAGGACGGACAGCUGAUCGUCCUCGCAGUGGCAGACCACGUGUAACAACACCUGCAUAGGAUUGGUACAUCCGAAUAUCACACCUGCGGGACAGGUACAGGAUGGCAACAACAACUGCCCGAGUUACACCAGGAACGCACAAUCCCUCCAUCAGUGCUCAGACUGUCCGCAAUAGGCUGAGAGAGGCUGGACUGAGGGCUUGUAGGCCUGUUGUAAGGCAGGUCCUCACCAGACAUCACCGGCAACGACGUUGCCUAUGGGCACAAACCCACCAUCGCUGGACCAGAAAGGACUGGCAAAAAGUGCUCUUCACUGACGAGUCACGGUUUUGUCUCACCAGGGGUGAUGGUCGGAUUCGUGUUUAUCGUCGAAGGAAUGCGCGUUACACCGAGGCCUGUACUCUGUAGCGGGAUUGAUUUGGAGGUGGAGGGUCCGUCAUAGUAUGGGGUGGUGUAUCACAGCAUCAUCGGACUGAGCUUGUUGUCAUUGCAGGCAAUCUCAAUGCUGUGCGUUACAGUGAAGACAUCCUCCUCCCUCAUGUGGUUCCCUUCCUGCAGGCUCAUCCUGACAUGACCCUCCAGCAUGACAAUGCCACCAGCCAUACUGCUCGUUCUGUGCGUGAUUUCCUGCAAGACAGGAAUGUCAGUGUUCUGCCAUGGCCAGUGAAGAGCCCGAUCUCAAUCCCAUUGUCCCAAUGUCUGGGACCUGUUGGAUCGGAGGGUGAGGGCUAGGGCCAUUCCCCCCUAGAAAUGUCCGGGAACUUGCAGGUGCCUUGGUGGAAGAGUGGGGUAACAUCUCACAGCAAGAACCGGCAAAUCUGGUGCAGUCCAUGAGGAGGAGAUGCACUGCAGUACUUAAUGCAGCUGGUGGCCACAUCAGAUAUUGACUGUUACUUUUGAUUUUGACCCCACCUUUGUUCAGGGACACAUUAUUCCAUUUCUGUUAGUCACAUGUCUGUGGAACUUGUUCAGUUUAUGUCUCAGUUGUUGAAUCUUGUUAUGUUCACACAAAUAUUUACACGUGUUAAGUUUGCUGAAAAUAAACGCAGUUGACAGUGAGAGGACGCUUCUUUUUUUGCUGAGUUUAUGUGGAUUAUCAAAAUAACUACUCAGAAACAGAGCUGACUUCCUAAAAUAAUUAAUGACAGCCUAUACUGGUAUACUCCUCAUUGAUGAAUAUGAUUAAUUUAUAUAUUAAUGAACGAUUUCUUUAAAUAGGUUAGGCUCAUCCAAUAGACACCAAUCUCUUUAGAGAGUGUAUGUAGGCUAAUCCCACAUAACUAUGUUAGCAAAACUCAGGCUGAAGCCAUAUUUUAGCAGCAUACUUUUGCAGCCUUCGAAGAUGUCUUAGCAAAAAAGCCUCGGGAGACACUUUGAAUAGCACAUAAACACGCAGCUGAGGGAUUUAACAGCCUUCCACAUCAAGGACUCUGUCUGACUGUGCGAUCCAGAUCCUGUAGCUACAAUAUCUCCCACCAUUGACCUCCCAAACAAGCAUGCCGCAUCAUUAUGAGAAUUGGUCUGGGCGGUACAGAGCAGAGUAGAGUAGAGCAGCAGAGCAGAGCGAGUGAGCCACAUCCGCCACUGGAGGGAUCUAAUCUGUGCAAUCUGACGCUCAAGGAUUUAUAGGUUUAGUCAAAAUUGCUUUUCUCCACUGUGGAGAUUAAGCACCGUGGGAUGUUUUGUUGGUCAGGCCAGAGCUGCUGCUUCUUACCCAGCCCGAAGCUGUUCUGCUGAAGACAAUGUUCCAGGACCCACGCAGAGAGGUUUUAGCCCUAGUGGGGUGUGGAAUUUGACUGGAAUUUGAGGGGUCCACAGUGGUAUGUGCACCAUGCAAGUGGAUACUGUGUUUGUGCUGUUCUGCAUCUGCCUCAUGGGGGUUGCUGGGAGAUCAGCUCAUCAAAGAGGCCAAAAGCUAGAGACCUACAAACAAAGCAGAUCCAGGAGACAAACGUCAAGAAUGGAUGGAGGAACUCAUAGCAAGUCUGAAAGACCAAUUCUAAAGCGAAGUUCAGACAUGACAAAAUCUCCCAUGACAAAAUCUGAGCAGCUCCUAAGAAUAGAUGACCAUGAUUUUACCAUGAGACCAGCAUUUGGAGGACCCCCUAUUCCAGUUGGGGUAGAUGUUCAGGUUGAAAGUCUGGACACAAUCUCUGAAGUGGAUAUGGACUUCACCAUGACCCUGUACCUGAGGCACUACUGGAAGGACGAGCGCCUGUCCUUCCCCAGCACCAAUAACCAGAGCAUGACCUUCGACAGCAGGCUGGCCAAGAAGAUCUGGGUUCCUGACAUGUUCUUCGUCCACUCCAAGAGGUCCUUCAUCCAUGACACCACCACAGACAACGUCAUGCUGAGGGUGCACCCUGACGGAAAUGUGCUCUACAGUCUAAGAAUCACAGUCACGGCCAUGUGCAACAUGGACCUGAGUCGCUUCCCUCUGGACACACAGACCUGCUCGCUGGAGAUAGAGAGCUACGCGUACACGGACGAUGACCUCAUGCUGUACUGGAAGAAAGGCAACGAGUCACUGAACACGGACGAGAGGAUAUCUUUAUCCCAGUUCCUCAUCCAGAAGUUCCACACCACUACAAAGCUGGCCUUUUAUAGCAGUACAGGCUGGUACAACCGUCUGUACAUCCACUUCACUCUACGACGCCACGUCUUCUUCUUCCUGCUCCAAACCUACUUCCCUGCCACCCUCAUGGUCAUGCUGUCCUGGGUCUCCUUCUGGAUUGACCGCAGGGCUGUCCCCGCUAGGGUCCCUUUGGGUAUGAAAGGCCCUUGCCAGAAGGACAAGAAAGUUUCUAGCUCUAGGUAUCACCACGGUGCUCACCAUGUCCACCAUCAUCACUGGAGUCAACGCCUCCAUGCCCAGAGUGUCCUACAUCAAAGCAGUAGACAUCUACCUGUGGGUCAGUUUUGUGUUUGUCUUCCUCUCGGUCAUAGAGUAUGCAGCGGUCAACUACCUCUCGACCGUGCAGGAACGGAAAGAGAGGAAGCUAAGAGAAAGGUUGCCCUGUACCUGUGGCAUUGGCAACCCGGACGACAUGACGUGCGACCCCCAGAUCUCCGGCUACACCACCAUGGACGUCAACAGCACAGCGAACUAUGGCACAGCAGGGAACUAUGGGAUGCCAGAGAACGGCGGCAGGCAGGAGAGGAUGUUGGCCCAGGUGGUUCUGGGGGAUCCCCAGCUCACGGGCCAGGUAAAGAGGCCAGGCUAUGUGAACAUUUGGAUAGACACCCACGCCAUAGACAAGUACUCACGGGUCCUAUUCCCUGGUUCCUACGCCCUGUUCAACAUCAUCUACUGGUCUAUCUACUCCUAACGCCUGACCUGUGCCACAAAUGGGGAAGGACUCUUCUACCCUAUCACACUCACAUGCUGCAGUUAGAGCACAACAUGGUCAUAUUUAUUAAGCACCAAAUGGACAGAGAACUGACUUAAACAGGGAGGGAGUGGGACUACCUGAACUUGUCGAUUUUUAGAGUGUGCCCUAAUGAAUAUGACCCAGGACUCCAUUAACAGGGAUAGUGGCCACAGAGAGAACAUGUUUUUGUCUGUUUUUCAAGACAGAGAAAGAGAUAUGGCUCAUAAAAUGCAAGGAACAUUGCCUUCUUGACCGAGCCUCUUAAAGACUUAUUUAAAUAUGUACUCUUUCCAUUCAAGAAAACAGUUAUAAGGGUUUAUCGUCAUUUCCACUGAGCCACCGGGUCAAGCAUUACAAAAUUGAGUGCAAUAUUUUUAUUUAAACAUCCACUGAAAAUGUUCAGUUACAAUAUGGUUUCUCAAACAUCAGACUAAUUAAUAUUGAUAACUGGUGCAUCGGGGUUGAAAAACUAUUUUUGAUUGCAAUGUUUUGGGAAUGUCAAAUUUUGAAAUACAAUGUUGUGAAUUAUUUCCCAUAGGUAUAGCCCCUUGUUGAUUAUACAUUUGACAUUGAGACGUUUUUUUUUUAAUUAUGGUCACGAUUAAUAUUAAAUUCUAUCUUUUUGGGAUUGUGUCAUAUUGAUUGUGACCAAUGGACAACUAAGCAACUGAAAAACAACAUUGAUAGGUUUCAGAUCUUAAGGCUUGCCCACUGGGUGAAGGGCCUUGAGAUGACGUGUAUAUAUUAGUGACUUAGCAUGACUAUGACUAGAUAGUGCCCCGGAGAGCGCUAGCCCGUUAAAGUCGAAAGCCUGAAUUUCAGGCGAUAUCUUUCAUUUUUAUUUUCGUAUUUGCCGUUCUAAAAUAUGAACACCCUAUUUGGAUGUUAUGUAUCGUUGCUUCUGAUCUUAAACACUAGUUUGUUGGUAAUAAGCAACCAUUUCACUUUGUGAUCAUUUUCACAUCAAUAGCACAACUACAUGUGACACUAAUACAUAAGAAACAAACAGGUUAGGUUUUUUGAAGCCAAAUGUACAAAUCACUUUAGACUGUUUUCUUUCCCACUAUUUUGAUACUUUUGACGUUAAUGUCUCUUCGUGUAUAUUAUUAUGUGAGAUUCACUGUACUAGUCAUUUCAGGUUUUAGAGUUUGUUCCCCUUUGAAUCCGUUUGAAUACAUAACCUCGUAGAUAACCUCAUAUGGUAGCUACAGGAUGGAUAUAUUAUUGUCUUACUAGGAGAGAUUGUGUCUCCAAAUACCCCUUAUUUUUAUAAUCAAUAUGAGAAGAAUCACUCAACACACCUAUGUAAAGCUAUGUUGUGAUCACUGUUAAACAUAUUUAAUAAAAUGUGAUGUUUUCUGAGAAAGAGGAA